Messenger RNA from Zasmidium cellare ATCC 36951, 405 nucleotides. RefSeq lists its product as uncharacterized. NCBI's taxonomy places the organism in Eukaryota, Fungi, Ascomycota, Dothideomycetes, Mycosphaerellales, Mycosphaerellaceae. Bases 1 to 405 code for a protein of 134 amino acids. The transcript is spliced from 2 exons. The record is from RefSeq and is a predicted model, not a curated record.
AUGGCCAUAACAUCUCCCGAAAUGACUGCUUCGGACUCGAGCACACCUACCGCGGACAGUGCCGACACUUCACCAAUUGCACAAUCCGCUAUAGGACGAAAACGAAGCACCGACUCUGGCUAUGAGACCGCAUCGCUUCGAGCAAGAACCAGAGGAAAGAUCACGAAGCACUCGACAGAUCGGAAGCGUAGGAUGGUCGCCCUCAACAUACCGCAAGAUGUCAUCCGGUUUCAUUUCGGUGCUCGAGACAAGGUGUUUCAGUCGAUCGUUGGCCGUGUGUCUGGACACGCUGGUCCUUCUCAUCAACGGGGCUGCGAGCAACAACCAAGAUUUCCUCCACGAAGCUCGCCGAAUGUAUCCGCUCGCCCUCCAGUCCCUUCGCACAGAUCUCAACACAGCGGCUGA